Messenger RNA from Aaosphaeria arxii CBS 175.79, 1637 nucleotides. RefSeq lists its product as uncharacterized. Gene Ontology annotation, cellular component: nucleus; cytoplasm. Gene Ontology annotation, molecular function: mRNA 3'-UTR AU-rich region binding. The transcript has 2 exons. Gene Ontology annotation, biological process: 3'-UTR-mediated mRNA stabilization. Bases 409 to 1476 code for a protein of 355 amino acids. The record is from RefSeq and is a predicted model, not a curated record. NCBI's taxonomy places the organism in Eukaryota, Fungi, Ascomycota, Dothideomycetes, Pleosporales.
ACCUCUCUCUCUAACACCCUCACCUUUCUCCCUCUUCCUUUUCUCUCCCCCCAGAGCCUCGUCCUCCUCAUCAGUCGACCACCCAUCACCUUUUCUCCCCCGCCGCUUCCUGCCGCACCUCUUCUUCACUCAACCCUACUCUACUCUAGGUAAGUUGUCAGGAACAACAAUCCCAUUGCCACCGCGCAUCUGCCACCGCGCACUCCAAUCUUUUCUCUCGCGCUGUUCGUCAAUACUGAACAAUCAAUUUCUCGUCUCUCGCCCAACAUCUGCGCGUUCUCGUAGUGCACAAUCCAGACUCACGCCGCCAUUCUUGCAUUCCAUUCAUUCUCAUUGUCUUCCUACUUCUCUAACACUCCUACAAAGCUCCACCGCCACUACUCCCUCUCCCACAUCCCUUCCUUCAUCAUGUCUGCCGAAGACUCUCAACAAAACUCCCAGGUCGUCUCCGACUCCUACGAGCGCCACAAUGACGACAGCGACGUCGUCCCCCGCACCGAGCAGGAGUACGCAGAGUCCCAGCUCACCCUCCGCGCCAUCGUGUCUUCCAAGGAGGCCGGUGUCAUCAUCGGAAAGGCUGGCAAGAAUGUUGCCGACCUGCGCGAUGAGACUGGCGUCCGCGCCGGCGUAAGUAAGGUCGUCCAAGGUGUUCACGACCGCGUCCUCUCCGUCACUGGCUCUCUCUCUGGCAUCGCCAAGGCUUAUGGCCUUGUUGCCAAAGGCCUUCUGGAGGGCGCUCCCCAGAUGGGAAUGGGCGGCCUCAUCCGCAGCGAUGGCACCCACCCCAUCCGUCUUCUCAUCUCCCACAACCAGAUGGGCACCAUCAUUGGUCGCCAGGGAUUGAAGAUCAAGCAGAUCCAGGAUAACUCCGGUGUUCGCAUGGUCGCCCAGAAGGAGAUGCUUCCCCAGUCCACCGAGCGCAUCGUCGAGGUGCAGGGUUCCCCACAAGGAAUUGAGAAGGCUGUCUGGGAAAUUGGCAAGUGCCUGAUCGACGACUCCGAGCGCGGUUAUGGAACUGUGCUCUACAACCCCGCCGUGCGCGUCCAGCCCGGUGUUGGACCGUUGACAAAUGGUUCGCCAACCCUCAGCACUGGACGUUCCUACAACCGCACCGGUCACGGUGCUGACUUCAGCGACGCCCCGCCCCCUACCUACAACAACCGUCGUUCCGGUUCCGACGCCGCCAGCAGGCCACCCCCUCCCACUCACACCGAGGACGGAGAGGAGAUGCAGACCCAGAACAUCAGCAUUCCGUCUGACAUGGUUGGCUGCAUCAUUGGCCGUGGUGGUACCAAGAUUAGCGAGAUCCGCAAGAGCUCUGGUGCUCGCAUCUCCAUUGCCAAGGCUCCUCAUGACGACUCUGGCGAGCGCAUGUUCACUAUCACCGGAAGCGCAGGCGCCAACGAGAAGGCCUUGUACUUGUUGUACGAGAACUUGGAGGCCGAGAAGAUGCGCCGCAGCCAGGCUCAGGAUUAGAUUGGACUCCAUUGAGAUCUCGAUUGGUGGAUUUCGAUUGCAGUUUGCUAAGGGCGACGUACCAGGAUGGAGAUACGCGCCUCAGUUGCACGUUGACUUAAUCUUUGGGCCGGUCGUCAUGAUGGUUCCGGAACGUUCAGGCCUUCGCUUCUAAUUUCCAC